CUGCAGGGGUGGAGCGUAUCGAGGGCUGUCUCUGAUGUUCUGUCAGCCUCACAUCAGAACGGCUGCAGCGAGCGACAGGAGAGGAGGGGUUGUCUGACACGGAGCCGACGAAGGACGAGGCAGCUGGGAAUUUUGUUGCUAUUGGACUGCUGGAUCUGUGUGCUUUCCCUAUGCUUAAUAACGCUCACUUCUGGCUGGGAAAUGUUAUUUGACUUCUGGAGAAUCACAGAUAUAUUUUGUGCUUGUCUGUCAAAGCUGUGACAUUUUUAAAGGAGUGUUUGAACUGAGGUGUUUUCCUCGCCAUCAAAUGGAUGCAAGUGCGUGAGGGGAAUACUUAUAAACUGCGCGUUGCGUCCUGCGGAGGCACACCGCUUCGCUUUCCAUUGCUGCUCCCAAGGGCCAAGCAGAGCCCAUCAAUCCCCCCACUGUUUGCCGACCUGCGGAAUUUUACUGCCUCAACCCGGGAAUUAACGAGUCUGAGCUGUGGAACCGUCAUUUCCAGUUUUGGGGGAGGGUGGAUCCAAUCCUCCUGCGUGGGAGGCGGUGGAGGGUACAUCAAAAUGGGGAACAGCUUCUCCAACAUCUCUGCCUUCCAGUCACUUCACAUCGUCAUGCUGGGUUUGGACUCUGCCGGUAAGACCACAGUUCUUUAUAGAUUGAAAUUCAACGAAUUCGUCAACACCGUCCCCACAAUCGGUUUCAACACGGAGAAAAUCAGGCUGAGUAACGGCACAGCGAAGGGCAUCAGCUGUCACUUUUGGGACGUGGGGGGACAGGAGAAGCUGCGGCCCCUGUGGAAGUCCUACAGCCGCUGCACAGAUGGCAUCAUCUACGUGGUGGAUUCGGUGGACGUGGACCGGCUGGAGGAGGCUAAGACCGAGCUGCAUAAGGUCACCAAGUUCGCGGAGAACCAGGGCACACCACUGCUGGUCAUCGCCAACAAGCAGGACCUGCCUAAGUCCCUGCCAGUGGCUGACAUCGAGAAGCAGCUGGCCCUGCACGAGCUCGCGCCCUCCACGACAUACCACGUUCAACCCGCAUGCGCCAUCAUAGGAGAGGGGCUUCACGAGGGCAUGGACAAGCUGUACGAGAUGAUCGUGAAGAGGAGGAAGUCUCUGAAGCAGAAGAAGAAGCAGCGGUAGCAGUGGCUGGAGCUGGACUCUGUUUCUGCCUGACUUACUGUGAGAAAUCCGGGGUUCUGCCAUUUGCGGCACCCAGGCGGGUUGAUUUCUGUUUUCUUCCAUCCUGUUUUUCGAAUUAAACCUGUUAAGCCCUUCUGAGUGAUGCUUUUGCACACAGAAGGCUGCAGGGUUGUCAACAGAACAUUAAACAAAAAAAAAGACCUAUGAUCCAGAAACUUUGUGAGAGAAACGGGCUGGCCUGUUUUAUCUGCUGCUUUGUCUACAACUUUAAAGGAACAGUUUGGAUGUUUUGAAUUUAGAUUCUGUUAAGUUAUUUCACCUCUAGUAGACAGAUGUCAUAUUGCAAAGAGUUGGUUAAAAGUAAUGAAAUUGUAAGAGUGAUGAAAGGCUAACAGCUUUUUAAUAUUUUCUUUGGUCAAAGUUUCAUUAUGUAUUUAGAAUAAAAAUGGAUCAAAUUUUAAACUAGUCAGAUAGAUCUGUAACUAUUUAGAGCAACUGAAACUAGAAAUUUUUAUAUUUGUGGGAUUAAACAACUACAUUUUCCUGCAAGAGGCCUGUUAAGUUUGCUUUUUAACAAUCAAAGAAAGUUAAAAAUUUUUUAGCUAAAGUUGUGGGUUGAGGCUGUUGUCUGGCACAAGCUGGUUAAGCAUAGUCAGUCAUAGAUUGAUAACCAAAAAAUACACCUGGUAUCAAUUUUUCCCACCUUUGUCCUAAAUCUUUUUGUUGGUAGCAUGUAUAAUAAAACUGUGUUAGUUUUACACAAUAUUA
Molecule: messenger RNA, 1910 nt
Organism: Xiphophorus hellerii (green swordtail)
Lineage: Eukaryota; Metazoa; Chordata; Actinopteri; Cyprinodontiformes; Poeciliidae
Product: ADP-ribosylation factor-like protein 4C
Exons: 1
Coding region: 312-1142 (276 amino acids)
Molecular function (GO): GTP binding; GTPase activity
Source: RefSeq, a predicted model, not a curated record